Molecule: messenger RNA, 15815 nt
Organism: Pecten maximus
Lineage: Eukaryota; Metazoa; Mollusca; Bivalvia; Pectinida; Pectinidae
Product: lysosomal-trafficking regulator-like
Molecular function (GO): protein binding
Source: RefSeq, a predicted model, not a curated record
AUGAGAAGUGUGGUGAACUCCCUCUGUCAGGAGUUCAUGAAUGACAUCAUCAAAGUGUCCAAUAUUGAGGAUGAUGAUGAUGAUGAUCCAGCUGCCCUACAGAACUACCUGGAGAGAGGAAGAGGCUGGCUACUCCUCCUACUCAUCAGUAAACAUGGAGUACAGGGACUGUCAGUAGGUCGGGACUUCAGUAACCUGCUGGUCAACCUCCUCCCAUUUUGUCUGCGUUUCAAAGAGGACACCAUCCUCCCGGGGGAAACUAAGGCUGAUAUGCUUACGUCCAAGUCUUCGAGUCAUUUUCUGCCACCUGUAGGGAAUGUAUUUUCCCAACUGGAGAUGUCCUAUAAAUGGCAGAAAUCCUCCCAGACCAGGGACAAGGCUAUCCCUAAACACCAGCAGGUCCGGAAUCGUCAUAGCAACAAGUCCGACAGAAAACUCAGGAAACAGGCCCAUAAAAACCAGACAGAAGAAACGUCUGAUCAAGAUGAAGGCAGUAACAAUUCAAAUGAAGACCAGGCACCGAGGAUAAGACGGAACAAGAGGCUGAUAAGAAGAUGUCUAAUGUCAGGGUCACGGCUCCAGGAGAAUUAUUCCCGUCAGGAUUCCAUGAUUGAAGAAAAUGAACAAGAAAUUUAUGCCAUGCUGACAGAAGUCAAGAAAGACCCCAAACAUUGUUGUAUUCAGGAUCUAUGCAGUCUAAUACUCAACCUUAUUCAAAGUUUGUGUUUGCUUGACUUGGACCAAGUGUCAUUGAUCAAGGUCAUAUCACCAUCCAUCUUGCCACACUUGUUACAUCAUCUGACUGGCAUGUAUCCCUCCACUACCGGUGAAGUGGAUGAGUUGCUAGCGUCUUCUUGGAAGAAAGACGACAGUAUAUUCUAUCAGCGACAGUUGUUACGAGUUGUUCUGUCGUUAUGUGGAGUCAUAUCUACGCAGCAAAAUGGUGUUGGGGUCAUCCUGGGUCAUAAGGUCACAUCAGUCCUAUUGGAUGUGGCACAACAGGUCCAUCACUUCCAAGAAAUUAAAAUCCAGCUAUCCAGGACAAACCAGAAUAAAUCGGAGUCUACGAGCGUACAUGCUGUUGACCAGGAGUUCUGUUUGUUUUCAGAGAUAAACGUCGGCUUACUCCUGUGUUUUGACAUGAUAUUCCAGAACUUGCCCUUUAAUCUUGUGUAUGUUAAAAAUGCUGUUGAACUAGUAGAAGAUUUUGGACAAGGCCAGGGAUUUAGCUUCUUAGAAUGUGUAAUUAAAGAAUAUGACCUACAACAGUGUAGUAAGACCAAAGAGUCUUGUCUGAUAGACUGUAUUGAUGUAGAACCAGUGAAAGUCAUCAGUUGUUUCCUCAACACCUUGAAGUCUGUCAAGGUCAAUUACAUUCACUCGGUAUCCUGUCUGAAACGAAAACAUCAGAAGUGUUACUAUGGUUCCUAUUUUGACCAUCACCACGACAUUCUGGGCCAACGGCUCACACUGAAGUCGGAAACGGAGGUAGAUCACUCGAUACACUCCACAACAACCUUACCUGAUCCUUCUAAUUCCAGUGGAGUUUGUCUAGUCGCUUCCUGGUGCUCCUUUCUGUUGUCUGUUUUACCCGGUAUACAGUCCAAGGUGUCCCAGAUCGAUGUGCUGAGCACACUACACCUUUCAUCCAUGUGUUGCUGUGUACCGCUGGAAUCCAUCGUGUCUUGUGUAACUGGAAGUGUAAGUGCCUUUUCCCCGGCCAUCCAGAGUUAUGCUCUGGAAACACUCAACAAGAUUAUCCUUUCUCCGUACCUAGGUGGGAUAGACAGUAUGAAAGGUAUAGGUAAGUCAGGGUACUGUAGUUCUCAAUUCUGCCAGACGUACUCAAAUCAUUCUCAUUCUGACUCUAAAACACAAAAAGAAGAUGAGACAUUUCCUGCAAAUAUUGACAGUGGUUUUUCAAGCAGAGAUGUAUCAAGAAAAAGUUUGUCCCAAUUUUCAGAACCAGCAUCACGUUGGUCAUCAAUUGAGUCUUUUCGAGCUUUGUUGUUUUCCUCAAAUGUUCAUCUCGGUGAAUUGACAGCCAAACAUCUUCAGAUACUGGUACUAAGUGCUAAACCUGAUCUCAAGGAGGAAAUCUUCUUCAGAGUAUAUCUUCCAGCAUUCAGAUCAUUUAUUGGGACUUGGGGAAAGAUGCCGCAGAGCUCGUCAGAGGGGAGAGGGAUUCAGCUUUCCCUGGCAACCAAAGUACACUGUCUCUCAGCCCUACCUUACCUUCUUCAAGUGGACUCUGUGCUGAAGGUAUUUCUCACCAAGCGAGGGCUAGGGCAGAUCUGUGGCAUCCUGGAAGAUGAUGGUCUUCGGGAGCCAGCCCUUAAAGUGUUUGAAGCAUUAGUUCUUUUAGAUGAGAAUCGACUUAAGUGCAACGAAUGUGAAACGACAGACAGCGAUGAUCUUAAAGGUGGCAUGGUCAUAAAAGCGUUUAUUGAUGGUCUAGCUGUGAAAACAAAGGGAGAUAUUAGUGAGAAGUCACUUUGGCCGGGAUGCUGCCCCGUCAGGCAUAGGUUGUCAGGGGUAACCGAGGGUUCAAGUGUAUGCCUUAGAAACCUGGCCCUGAUGGUGGAUAUGUGGGAAACCUGUAGCAAGCUUUGCAUUAACAGUGAUAAGUUUGUGUCACAUUUCAAGGAUUCAGACUCUCUGAGCAUUGCAGAGGAUACACUGAUGGUGAUACUAAAGCAGAUGUAUUCACCAAACUGUGAACUGCCGUCAGAUACAUCAGAAGAUUCUGGCCAGGAGUCCAUUGGAGUGGGUAGAGUUAUGCCUCCUGUGGGGUGCUUCAUGUGGUUAUCCCUACUAAAAGCUCUUCUCAUUGUGUGUAGUGCCUGUUACAAGAACACAGGACAUCAGUCGGAGGUAGAAGAUGAGACAGACUGUGAAGAGAGACAUGUUGAGGAGAGGAUCUGGCAGAAAGUUAAUGCUGCGUUUCUCGGAUGUGCUGGGCUCCCCGUCUGUAAACUCAAAAUGCUCUUUGACAUUAUCCUGUCCUCUGCCAUGCCAAAAAAGUCCAGCGUCUUGGACAUAUCACAGUCCAUGAACUUAUCUCACAUAUAUGUUAAGGAAGACCACAUAGAAGAUGAUGAUGUUAGACAGAUGUUACAAAACCACAGUGAUGAUGACCUUGAACACCACGGGUCAACAGAGCGAGGGUAUGACGCUGACACUGAGGUGAUGUCUGUGGACGAUCUACAGAAGACUGGUGUUGUCGACCAACAAGUACGACGAGAGUACUACCCGGCCAUUUUCCGACUUGUAGUCAACCUUUUAGUGGCCUCACAGAGACAGGGAGAUGGACGCGAGAUUCUGGCUGAUGUCCUUGUAAAACUUCUACAGACACUUGGUGCUAACCAUGUGGCCGUGUUGGCAGUUUGUGAGGAGGGUCUGCUGCAUGACAUUUUGGAAGGAUUCUGGGAAGAAUUGAUAUCAAAGACAACUUCAGAAUCAGUACAAAAGGCCCUGAUGUCCCUGAUACAGCUGCUGGCACAGCACCGACUGACAGCCCAGGAACUCCAGAGGAUCAUCUGUCUGCUGCAGCAUCCUGGGAUACCACAGAAUCUUGUAGUGUCCACCUUGCUGUCUAUAGUGGAGAACUCGCGGACCAUGCCUUACCAUUCUGUGACCUUCCCCUGCAGGAGAAAGAAGGUCAAGGAGGGGAAGAAAAAGACGAAAUCACAGACUCCACAGAGAUCAGCUGUGCCUAAGUUUGCAUUUUCAACUGAGGUGGAAGAUGCUGAUAUUGCCUUCAAGGACAUUGGUGAUAUUGUUGACAUUAGUUUAAAACAAGAGCCGUGGCAGUUAGCGACCAUCACCCAGGAGGUACAUGGCGGCCUGGUCUGGCCUCCUGGGAUAGAGGGGUUCAGUGUGGCAAUGUGGCUGCAAAUAUCUGACAGUGCCAUCCAGACCCAGGGUCAUACAUGGCCUGCCAAGGGUCAAGACUAUUCCAGCUCACUCGAAGGUGGACAAUUGUCUGACACAAUUACACAUAGAAGUCAGUCUGAACCGCUGGCCUCAAAAAACCUCCUACAUGUUGUAUCCAUUGGCAAUGAGGACAAGUUGUUGGAGAUAUGGGUGAAUAUAUCCAGUAGGAGUCUCCUGUUCAGAAUCACAUCAGCAACAAUCCAGAUCACUGGACCGACACAGAAGGAGGCUGUGUGUAAGGAUUGCCUCCAUCUUGAACAGUGGCACCAUCUAGUGGUCAAUUACAGUGAAGAACAUGACAAAGAACUGAGCAACGAUGACACCAUCCCAACACGUGAAAUGUUGAAAGGCAAGGUGACCUUGACCUUGGACGGCUGUAGGACACACACACUGUGGCUCCAACACCAGAUGGCACCAUCACCUAGGAAACAUGCCCACAGUGAUACCCACUUUUUGACAGUUUGUCUUGGACAUUUGUUAGAUGAGAUGUCAGAGACAGCCCCACUGGCCUCUUGGUCCCUGGCAUCCUUUAUGCUCUUUCGAGGUUGUUGUGUUGGAGAGGAGGAAUGUCUGCACUUGUACACGCUCGGGCCAAGCUGCCACACCCUGAGUAAGUGUGAUAGUACUGGGGUCGGACGGUCCUACCCUCCUCGGCUCUCCAAGGCUACUGUUGCCAGUGGAGGGUGUCUCCAUGGAUACCCUGGUAGGACUCAAUCAAACUUAGUGCUUUCAUACAAUGCAUGGAACUCUGACAAGAUGGGUUACUACUCAACAUUUGGUCCCACAACUGAAGACUCCGCCGCCAUUAUAACCAACCUGGGAUUGACUGGUGUCACCACAAGCCUGCUGUCCCAGCAACCAAACAACAUCUCAACUGAAGCCCAAGGGGAGAUAACUCCUCACACGAAUUACAUACUGGAGAAGGCCCUCGAGGAAGUUGGAGGAGCAUCUGCUAUUUUGUUCCUGGUUGCUAAGGUAUACGAGGAUAAAGAUGAGAAGUACUCUAACAAGGAGUUGUAUCAGUCCAAGGCCCUACAGCUGUUAUUCGCCUUUGUCAACCAUUCAUCAUACAUAGGGCGAGACUACAUGGCCUGCUCUGGUCACCAGCUCCUUACGAAGGUCCUGACCAGCUCUCACAGUCAUGUGGGCUACCACACCCUGAAGGUGUUGAUGGAUGCCAGCGUCAGUGAGUCCCUGUUCCGUACAGACAUGGGUGAAGUUCCCUUAGUGUUACGCCGUAAAUCGGAGGCAGUGGUGACCAACAUGUCUGUGAUAGAGGAACUGCUCCUUAACUGGCGGAUCUGGGAAAGGUCUGACCCCGGGGUAUUUCUCCUCAUGUUCCGUGCUCUUGCCUCGCUGAUCAGGGAAGAUCACCCUUUACAGGACUUUAAUGUUAAACAGUUUCAGUCAAUCAACAUUCUCAACAAGAUUUUCCUCAUGUACAGGGAGAGGAUCCAGGAUGCGUGUCCUUCAUUUUCAACAGACAUCGGUCAGUCUGUGGUCAGUAUAUGCCAAAGCAUGAUGGGAUCGCCUCCCGAUGUCCAUCUGAUCGUGUCCAUGUGUGAUUUCCUGUUAAAUGUCCACCCAGCUGCCAGCACGUACAUCAAUCAUGCCAAGGAAGACUUCUACUUCACACUGUGGUGGGAUUUGCCGGAGACAAAUGCGAUGAAAAAGAAAGAUUAUUUGACCCAGAUCAGGCGUCCAAGUCAGCCGGAUACUCAAUCUAGUGUUUCCGAAUCAAAGUCUGGCUCAAACGCAGGCCCUGAUUUAUCUGACGAGACCAGUAAUUCUGCGACCAGCCCCGAGGACUCCCAGACACAAGAGAACAAGUACCCAGAAAUCCUCGAAACAAACCCAGUCCCACCGGACAAUGACAUCAAAACAGCAGCUUGGACAUGGGAGGUGGUACCAGGAGCGAGUGACCCCAGCAGUGCCCAAGUGGACACUUCGGAAACUGUAUCAGACCUUGAGAACCACGAGACAAUUAACCGUCGGCCAGUCGUCAAUAUAACUACCGGGGACAGUAGUUCACUCAGCUCCUCCCCUACAGAAGCAUCUGAUAUUGCACUUGACAAAGUCACUAACAAUUUUCCUGAGAUUACAGGAGAGUUCGUUACAGAUCUCCACGUUCCCCGACAGUCUGAGAAUGAGGAGGAAGGGUUGUAUGCUCCAAGGUCGGAUGUUCAGUUUGAUGUUCCGGAGACUGACACAGAUGAGUCUGAGAGAGAAAGAGGUCUUACUGCCUUGUGUGUAGGGCUACUCCAGACCUUGUCAAGUGUCCUGGUGACCAUGCCUGAUAGUACUACACAGAAGGUUUUCAACAAAGUCCUCAAACCUGAUAUCCUCAUUGUCCUGGCACACAACAGUUCUCCUCAAAUAAGGACAGCUGUACUUAAGUUACUGAUGGUUUACCUGAAGAGAGCUACGCUGACCAACUCUGACCUGGUGGACACUUUUCUCCAAAAGAUGGGGUUCCUUCUGAUCAGUGCCCAGAUGUAUCAGUACCCCACCCACCAAGAACAGAUAGAGGAAGUCAUCUCGCUUAUCAUAGGACGACCUUUCACCUUCAGCAACAGGCUUGACCUUGAGGACUGUUUGGAAGAUCUGUCGGCUCUACAGCAGGCUGCCAUUGGUCUCUAUAUAUCUCUACUGGACAUGACCGUGUAUGACUCAGACCUUUGUAGUAGCAGUCUUCUUCUCACUCUACAGCUAUUCACCAAAGACUCCGUAUUUGGAUCCAUGAUGUUAGAGGUUGGUCUAGUAGAAACCCUCACCAACAUACUGGCUCGAAUAAACAGAUCCUACAGGGAUGGUGACCAGGAGAGACUGGGAGAACACCAGAGGUGUAUGGACACUAUAAAAGUCCUGCUAUCCACCAUAGUGGUCCGAGAGUUCAGUGCCAGUGGAUCAUUACAUCUACAGAGGGUAGAGGAGGUCAUGGAGCUGCUGAGAUACCUGGAGGAGAAAGAAUUACAUAGAACAGGAAAUAAGGCAUGCAAACAAGCCCAAAGUGUGCGAGUCAUCCAGUUACAUGUGAUGUCAAGUAUCCUACACUACAUGGAGUGUGCCAGUCAGGAAAACAGACCUCUGUGGAUGUCACGCCAAACGUCAUCACAGGCCUCCAGUAUUUAUGGAGCUAGUCGACCCAGGCACACUUUCUCUUCACCACAGUUUCCUUCCCAAGGACACACCCCUUUGGGGUACCCCUUCCAACCUUACCUCCCAGCAUUUGGCACAAACAAUCCUUCCAAACAGACCACCUCAAAGUUCCAUCUUUCGUUAGAUCUUCCGUAUGAGGAAACGCCUUCCAGCGACACGGAAAGUCACUUGUCCUAUGGAAGUAUGAGAGUAUUACCAGGAGUCAGUCGGACCAUCUCCGUGGACCAAAACCAGUCAAAGCAGGGAAAACCUGGUAUCAUCACGUCAGUCCUGGAAACAUUUGGACGUAAAAAACGACUUAGUGUUAUUCCAAUUACACACUCGGACCUCAUUGACCGGUUCAAACACUUUAUGGUCAUGGCUGUCAAUCUGUUUGUCUUCACAGACAAAGAGACUGUGAAGAGAGAGGGGUACACUCGUACCCUCAACCUGCUGUUUGAGAGGUCAGAAGUGGACAGCAUGGAGACAUUACAUAUACGCAAGCUAUUUGAAUUCCUCUACCGAGCAUAUGAAAUGACACUUAGUCAGGACAGAAUGAUACCUAGGAAACCACGUAACAGUUUGAUGUGGGCGGCCAGGGAUGUGACCCGGGUACAGAUAGGACGACUCAUGACUUUUCUGCUGUCCCCGCGACAGGAAGUUGACAAUAGGGCCUACGUCCUGUCCUUUUUUCAUGGUGAGGUCAGGGGCAGUGAGAUCCUCAAGGUCAUCCUCAACACUGCCAAUGAUCAGGGAACAGAGAUAGCUUACUACAUGUUUGAUUUACUGACCAUCUGGGACGACUGUCUUAACACACAACAGAGGGAAGACGCUUUCAAAGUGCUCAACAUCAUGAAGAGCACAGGCAUAGCUGUCGUGUCCCCGAUGCCGAGAAAACAAAAGAACACAGAAGAGUACUUCAAAGAGGAGAAAAAGAUGAUAAGCAUAAAGUUUGAAAAAGGAAGAAAACAAAUCACAAAAAAACACUGUCAGACGAUGGAAAGGGUUCUAAAACGGAAUGACAAGCUCUACUCACAGUUAUCUACCCUUGCUAUGGAUAUUACUCGAACAGUGACGAGACUGCAGACGACAGAGCGAAACAAGUUUGUGGAGCAUAUCAAGCGAAGCAUGACGGAACACAUACAGGUCAAAAAGUCCUGGCAGAACAUUGUACAGAACCUCACUCAUGAGAGGGCCGUUUGGUAUUGUGCCGACUCCUACCCACAGUCAUGGCAACUCGACCCCACUGAGGGACCAAGCCGUAUCAGAAAGAGGUUAAAACGCUGCCACCUCAAUAUUAAACCCAAGUUUCUCAGUGAAGACACUGCCUGGAAACUAGAAUCUGAAACAGUGGACCCGCCCCUGAUCUACCUGUUUGAGGAUGACCAUCACAUCUCUGACUCAGCUGCCCUCAUAUACCAGCUUUAUCGUAAUGAGAAGAUUCAACACACCUGUAAAUGUAAGGCUGUGUCCCCAAACAACGAGAGUAAUGGCGAGCUCUUGAUUGGAGAGAACAGCAUCUUCUUUGUAGCAGACGAGGCGAUCUCAGAUGUUAACUAUACUCAGGUGUUGCUAGGCAACAAGGACCAGCUGUCAAUGACCUGGCCAUAUGAGGACGUUAAGGAGAUUCGUAGGUGUUGGUACCAACUACGUGACAUCGGUAUUGAGAUAUUUCUCACUAGUGGCAAGACAUGUAUCCUGGCCUGUUAUAAAACAAAGGAGAGAGAUGAGCUACACAAGGUUCUGGCCAACCUUGAACUUCCUAACCUGAUGGAGUCCGAGGACCUAAACCAAAUCCUGCGCCUCUGGCUGCUAGGGGAGAUAACCAAUUACGACUACCUCACCUACCUAAACAAGAUCUCGGGACGAUCCUUUAACGACCUCAUGCAGUAUCCAGUGUUUCCAUUUAUACUGAAGGACUAUGUCAGUCCUACGCUGAAUCUCAGAGAUAGUAACGCAUACAGAAAUCUGGAAAAACCCAUCUCUGUACAAGAGAAAAGCAGGGAGGAAAAAUACAAAAAUAAUUAUGAGGUCCUGAUGCAGGAGUACAUCCGGGAUGGCCAUCAUGACAUUUCUGGUCUGAAGAUGACACCGUUCCAUUAUGGCAGUCAUUACUCCAAUAGUGGUACUGUGCUCCACUUCCUUAUCCGCCUUCCUCCCUACACCAAAAUGUUCCUCAGCUACCAAGAUGACAACUUUGACCUGCCUGAUCGAUCCUUCCACAGUGUUGAGACAACAUGGAGACUCGCUAGUUUUGAAUCAACAACUGAUGUCAAGGAGCUCAUCCCUGAAUUCUUUUUCCUACCAGAAUUUCUUAUAAACUCUGAAGGAUUUGAGUUUGGUAAGCGACAGAAUGACCAGCAGGUGUCCGAUGUGACCUUGCCUCCUUGGUGUAAUGGGGACCCCCGUUUGAUGAUCCUCGUCCAUCGUCAGGCCCUGGAGUCAGAUUAUGUCAGGCAAAAUCUUCACCAUUGGAUAAAUCUGGUGUUUGGCUACCAACAGACAGGGCAAGCCGCAGUACAAGCCAUCAAUGUGUUUCAUCCUGCGACCUACUUUGGGAUGGACAUUGACAGUGUGAAGGAGCCUCUGAAGAGGCAGGCCCUAAGGACCAUGGUAAAGACAUACGGACAGAUGCCUAAACAGUUGUUUAAACAGCCUCACCCUCAACAGGGGCAGGCUCAACCGGGAAUUCUCAAACAACUAAUCGGCCAGACGAGUCACGGCCCUGACCUGGACUACAGAUCUGCACCCUACGUGCCGAGUGUGGUGCCCUCUGUUUGCGGCUUGAAGUGGGGAGUGUAUGCAGGGUCGCCCCAGUUGGAGCCCCCUAUUGUUGUCUGGCAGGAGAAGUAUGAAACAGCCAUGGCCUCCCUGUUUACUUUGUCAACUGGAGAAAUUAUUGGUGUAGGGGAGGACAGUUACUGUGUUACAAUGAACAGCAAACAGAAAGUUUCCACAGUGAACUUCUCCACAGACGUAACAUGGGCAGCCAUCAUUGACUGGCAUCAACCAGGAGGAAUCCUCAGAAUAAAAAAUGACAAAAAUCGGCCAAAAACAAACUUUCUACAACACAGCCCAUUUGAACAGAUCACAUGUUUGGCAUCCGUACCAGACUGUCGUCUGCUGUUUAUCGGCGGUACUGGUGGUGUGAUCACAGUGUACCAGACCAUCCACAACCAGGCCAAGGAGAGUCACAUACAAGUGAGGGGCAGUAAAAGGAUGCUACACGGCCACACAGACACCAUCUCCUGUCUGGUGGUCAGUAAACCCUUCAGUGUACUGGUCAGCAGUAGCCAUGACAACACCUGUAUCAUCUGGGAUCUCAACAGGUUGUGCUACGUUAGGUCAAUAUCUACUCACAAGUCUGCGGUGAAGUUGGUGGCUAUAAGUCCACAGCUAGGAGACAUCGCCUCAGUCAGCAGUUACGGGCCAGGGAGCUGUCUACAGCUUCACACCAUCAAUGCUGCCCAUGUGGCCUCUUCUGUGUGUGAAGACACCAUUCACUGUCUCGCGUUCUCAGCUGCCCCAGAAGGUCGAUCCAUCAAUGUCAUCGCAGGGGGUCUCAGCUCAGGAAUGGUCAGGCUGUGGAGCAGCUGGAACCUGACUGUUCUGAGGGACCUCCAACAUGAUUGUCUUCUUGCCAAACCAGUCAUUAGUCUUGCAUACUCAUGGGACUCCCAACGGCUCUGUAUGUGUACUUCUGACGGAACUGUCACAAUAUGGGAGUCGGUUUCAGCCAGAUCUUCAAAGUCGAUACCACCACAAUUCAUGUCGUUCCUAUAAACAGAUAUUCUCUGCAUGGAAGUCAACCCUUAUAGGGGAGGGAACAGAUCUCUGUUGGUGAAGAUUUCAAACCAAAAUAAACACUCUAUGUUCUAUGUUUACACAUUAGUUGAAUUGUUCAGGGUUUGACCCGAACUGAACGAAAAGGUACGGUAAUACAGUUAUAUAAUAUUACUCUCCGAAUGUUUCCGGUGAAUUUGUAAUAUUUGUGAUAAGAUCAUUUACCCAAGCGGACUUUCAAAUUGAGCUAUCCUUGCCAAAGUUUAAGGGAUCAAAUCUUGUUUUAACAUUCCAGACGUGAAGUUACUGGUAUAUAUAGACAGAGAGGUUAUCUCAUUGUAUUUGUAAAUCACUAGGUACUGUGGGCCAACCUUAUUAAUACUUAACCCUUUCACCCCUACUGACCAUAUUGGACUUCAAAUUAUGAAAGAAUGGCAGAGUCCACUAAAGUUUCUUAGGGUUGAAAGAAUUAAUGGAACCAAAUAGUUUGAUCGCUUUUUUCAAAGGAAGCCAUCAUUUGUAGAAUACCAUUAUUGAUCAUUUAAGAUAUUGUAGAUAGUUAUAAAGUGUGGCUAAACUGACACCAUUAUCAGCGGAUAAGUCCAACCUCCCGUAAUUGUUGUUAUAUUUCUCAGUAAAUGAAUCUGAGGUGGAUGCCAUUAUAUGAUAGUAUUCUAAUAGAGCUUGAUAGAAGAAAAGUAAAAAAGCAAAGGGUUCUAUAACUUCAUAGAAUUUAUUAUUUUACGUGUUUGGGAUGGCUAGGCCAACCAUCAUCAGAAUUUGAUUUUAGUUUUCAGCUUAUUGCCAUCAAGACUUAGUCUUAAAAUAGUCCCAUAUACAUUGAUAUAUCAUGUACAUAUCUCUUGUGUGCCAUUUGUAUUACAGUUAACUUAAUCAAUUAGCAUUUAUCAAAUUAAACAUGUACAUUUUUUAAUAGGUACAUAAUAUAUAUAGUAAUUUAUAUGUCAGAACAUGUGCUUUAUGUGCUGCCUCUGAAAAUAGGGGAGAUAACUUUCAUCUGCCUUGAGUAAUAUGUGACAUGUAAGCUUGUAUAAUUUAUAUAAUCUUAGAGGUGCCAUAGAAUGGUUUUAUUGUAAUGUUACAUAUCAUGUAAUUGUAUAUGUGUCUAUGUGUGUUACAUGUGUCAAACACAAACAAGUUAUGUCCUAUAUAUAUACAUGUAUGUGUGUUAUUAUAAUAUAUUCGAAUUUAUAUUAAAUGUAGCAUUAUAACGGCUGUUAAACUGAAUUAUUAGUUGAAGCUGCAGCUGUUCCAUUCACAUUUGCUCUCUGAACAUCUAGAAUAUAUCACGACAAAGUUUAGACUGGAAUCACUGCCACUUUGUGGAUAAAACAAAAAGACUUUUUGAUCCUUUAAUGUGCGUCAAUGUUCCCAAUCACCAUACCAUUAAACUGACUGGCUUUGAACUUUUUUGAUUUUUCUCUGUGAACUUUCAAAAGAAAUACAUCAGCUUAGUGAAUGGUCAGGCUUUUUCCUGACACAAUCAAAUGACAAGUUGUGUGUCUUUGAUUUUGUCAUGACAUAUUCCAGGGGUACAGAGAGUGAAAGUGAACGUAACUCAUGGAGUAUCGAGAAUGGGGUACAGAGAGCGAAAGUGAGUGUAACCCAUGGAGUAUCGAGGAUGGGGGUACAGAGAGCGAAAGUGAGUGUAACCCAUGGAGUAUCGAGGAUGGGGGUACAGAAAGUGAAAGUGAUCGUAACCAAUGGAGUAUCGAGGAUGGAGAGCAAAAGUGAGUGUAGUUACCCAUGGAGUAUCUAGGAUGGGGGUACAGAGAGCGAAAGUGAAUGUAACCCAUGGAGUAUCUUGGAUAACUUAAUAAAAUACUUACAGUAGGUGCAGUCUAAAUAAAUCACUAUUUUCAGGUACAUUACAUUCCAUAAAUUUACCAUUGAAAGUUUUGUGAACUAUAUAUGUGUGUACAUGUACCUGUGAAGAGUGAAAUUUAGAUAUGGUUUUAGUCAAACUGUGGUAGCUACGUAUACGAACAGUGUAUAAGUUUAAGAUGCUCUGUCUCACUUAAAUUUUGACAGAGGUUCAUUGUUAUAGCCAUAUAAAUAAUGUACUAUAAGCAUAAUACAAUUGUAUAAAUAUAAAUAGGUUUUGAUCAUGUCAUAUACGCAAAGUUACACAAAGUUGUUAUCUUAUUAUGAAGACAAUGAAUACCUGGGGGCAUAGCUGUUCAGCAGUAAGUGUUCAGUAACGGGGCCAACCACACACACAGUUCUAUAUAUUACUGGUAGUGUUCUUUGUCAAGUUUUACAAAGUGUUCAACUGUUGAGCCAGUCUUUUUAAAGAUUGAUUUUGAAAAUACUAGUAUAUAUAUCGUGGUACAAAUUUUUCAUAUUUCAAAUGUACAAGUAUGUAUGUAUUUUUUUUUUGAUGAUAAAAUAUGAAAGUGUUCAACUGUUGAGCCAGUCCUUUAAAGAUUAAAUUUUGGAAACAAAUAAUAUAGGGUACAUAGAUUUUAUAUUACAAAUUUAAUGUAAAACUUUGUAUGUAAUGUUUCUGGUGAUAAACUAUAAAAAAAGUUUUGAACUAAAAAUAAUAAAUAAAUAAAUAAAAAAAACUAUAUACAAUACAUGUACAGUAUAUAAUGCUUUAGGUAAGAAAUCCUUUUAUUUGUAUGUAAAUGUUUCUAUUAUUAAGUAUAUGCAUGUUAUCAUAAGACCUAUUCUUACAUAGCUUUUGUUACGAACACCUUUAAUCAAACCUAGAGCCAUUAUAUUAGAAUGACUGUAGGUUCUCAUUGUUUCACGAUUCACAUACCACAUCAUCACUUCAGAGCAUCACAGACUUUUUUAAUGGUAAUGUGACAUAAUCAGUAACAAAAGAAUUGGGCAUGGAGUCAAAAUGUUUGAUACUUUAAUAUUCAAGUCAAUCUGAGAAAAUGUUGAUUUGCAAAUAUUUACAGUGAAUCUUCACUUUAAAUGUGAUAAACAGAAUCUUACAUUCAUUUCCAAUUUUUUAUAAGAUUCAUGAAAUGUGACAUCUUUUUUUAUUUUAGUAGGUCAUUAGAGCCUUGUUGAAAUAAAAAAUAUCUUACUGAUAUCAUGCUUUAAUCGAAAAAUAAAAAAAAAAAAAAUAAAAUGUACCAUGCAAUUAAGGUCACGAUACCAUUAAAUUGACUGCCUCUAUGUAUUUAGAGAGAGCAGUGAACCGUUCUUGUGUUAUGAGUAUUAAGAUAUACAGCAGAAUAUAACAGGGUAAUUAGGUCAUACACUGUAUAUCGGUAUAUACAUCAACAUACAAUGUCAAAUGUGUGUGUAGCUAUAACAUGAUAAAUUAUAUACACUAUAGAUAGGUUUUACAGGUAUACCUAUGCCAGUAUUUUAGAUGUUACAGAGCCAGAUUUCCGAUGCAAUAGUCAAUAUAUUUACAGAUAAUACUCUAGGUAAUGGUAUACCUAAUGAUUAUUUGCCUAGUCAUUUUGAAUGUUAAAACAAUGAACAUGUCAUGCAUGCUUCAAAAGCAGUAGUAAUUCAUACAUUUUUAUAUCUGACACUGAAAACUUGCUGAUUGUGCUUUAUUUGUUUUAAUUCAUCAAGAUAUUUUGACAAUUGCUUGUGUACCUGUGACUACCUGUACGACUAGUGUGUUUUACCUUAUAGGUCAAUACUGUUAUCUCUAUAGUAUCCCCUCUGAUGUGUAUCUGUAUUGUACCUGUUUUAAUCUGUAUACAUUGUAGCAAAGUUUAACUAGAAUGACCUCUGGUGUUGUUCAACUCCCUGUCACUGUUGACCUUGGCGAUCAGGAUUCGAUUCCCCGAUUGGACAUGAAAAAGUAUUGGGUAACCUGCCCAAUCAUGUGGGAUUUCUAUGGACAUUUCGGUUUCCUCCUACAGUAAGACACGUCCUGUGCUUCCAUCAGGGCAAACAAGAGUUAUCAGUGGUAUAAGUUGAUAUAACUUGUUUCAAAAUUGUUGUUAAACUAUAUUAAGUUUAUAGUUGAAGUUGUUGACCUCCGAUAUUAAAACAGACUAUAGACGAAUAAAUAUUUAUGUUGGGAACAUCAAUCUUUUAUUUCAAUCUUGUAAGUACCAGUAGGUGAAACCUAUUAUUUCAAUAUGUAGUGACUGUAUACAAAUGUAUUAUAUAAUAAGUAUAAAGUGUACUCGGUACAAUGAACAGGUGGACAUGCCUAAAAAAUGAUUUUGUAUUUGUGUUACAUGAGUAUUUAUCGUUAAGUUCAACUUAACAGGUCAUUCUUGUCUGACAAAUAUUUCCAUUAUUUGUAUUUACACUGUGUUGUGUACCUAAACUGAAUAGUAUUUACCCCAGUUUACCUGAGCGUAUCACUUGCCGUUUGUAUACAUUUUCAUAACUAUAUGAUUUUUAAAAAAAAAGUAUUUCAGUAAUUUAACAACAUAGUGGUGACACUUUUAUUUAUUUUUAAAAUCUAUAUGCAUUGUUUUCAAUGUAAUAUGUAAUAGAUAUUCAGUUCAACAUGUCACCAGUGAAGUAUAAGAAAUUAUCAACUUGAUAAAGUCUCAUAUCUCACAGUGAUGAUAUAACUUUUGUUUACCAACCAGAACGGUACUUUCUAUUAAAAAAGUAUGCUCUAAUUUGACACAGAUGUUUUUCAUUCCUUUUUUCGUCUUUAAAAAAUGAAAUAAAAGGAAAAACAUAUGGUUUCCCGAUUUUCACUUGUAUCAGAAAAACUGAUAUUUUCAUUUGUGAAAAAUAUUGAUAUUCUGUCAUACUUGUGAAAUAUAUGUUGUAUUCAACGGUAAGCCAUUCAAUAUCCAGAUAUUAUCCUCGAGCUCUAUAUAUAUAUAUAUCUACGAUUCGCUGCUUUAGCUAGAAAUGUGUCCCUAGCUAGUGUUGAAUAUUAAGACUGUGAUAUGUUGAAGAUUUUACUAGUAGAAUUCCAUAUUGUUAUUUUUAUACCAAGUUUGUUUAAAACAAACUUUUAAACAGUAAAAUACAUUCUAUCGAUA